GUCUUUGAAGAGACCUACACAUUUGUGUACACUGUGAAUCAGAAAAGUAAAAUUACAAGGUAAAUUUAAUUGUACUUUUUUCUUUUUUAUAUUAGUUAAUAGUGAAAUAUUAUAAAAUCCUCGUUUAUAAUGAGCCGAAAUCGCCCGCUAACAGAUAAAGAAUUAUUAGAUUUAAUAGAAGCCAGAUUAUCGGACAUUGAAGGACUCAGUGACGGCGAAUUCAAUGAAGAUGAUGGCUUUGAUUUUGAUCCUGAAGAAUUACAAGCAAUGAACGAUGAGGAGGAAGAGGCUGAACCUGUUCCCAGCACACCUGUAACUCAACAACGUGAAGAGACUGAGCAGCUAGAACAAGCAGAACCUAAACCUGUUCCCAACAUAAUGGCAAAAACUCUACAAAAGUCGAAGAAAUCCAAUAUAGAAGACUAUUUGGAAAACAAUGGUCUUUCAAAGAAGAAGGAUAUAUUCUGGCGAAAAAAUUUACAGUAUAUCACUCCACCGAUAAAGUGGCACGUUAGAGAAGAAGAACCAGUAGUUCAGCUAGAAAGCCCAGCGUUUUUUUUUCUGUAAUUAUUUUGCAGAUAUUUUCCAACCCAUGAUGGAAUAUACAAAUUUUUACGCUGUUCAGCAACAAACCCGCUUUGUUCCUACGACGGU
Molecule: messenger RNA, 654 nt
Organism: Anthonomus grandis grandis
Lineage: Eukaryota; Metazoa; Arthropoda; Insecta; Coleoptera; Curculionidae
Exons: 2
Coding region: 130-567 (145 amino acids)
Source: RefSeq, a predicted model, not a curated record